UGGCGGGUCUUUGCUUGCAACUUAUUAACGAUAUUUCAAAUUUUCGCUUCAUCUCCAUCUUCAUCUUCAAUCUGCGUCGUAUCAAGAAGAAUAGAUGCUGUCUUCACCGACCAUUGCCAUUGCACCAGCACCCCUCCAUGUUCUCCCUUCCACCGAUCCUCCGUACAAGCUCCUGCAGUCCCACCCGUCUCUAGCUCUCCUCUCUAAGUGCAGAAGCACCCGAACUCUUAAGCAGAUCCACUCCCAGAUAAUCAAAACUGGCCUUCACAACACCCAGUUCGCUCUCAGCAAGCUCAUCGAGUUUUGUUCUAUUUCACCCUGCAGCGACCUUGCCUAUGCUGUUCUGCUCUUCGAGUCGAUCGAACAGCCUAAUCAUUUGAUCUGGAACACGGUCAUUCGGGGGCAUUCCUUGAGCGAUAGCCCUGCUUUGGCCAUUGAUUUUUUCGUCCGUAUGAUUGUCUCUGGGGCUGUACCGAAUUGUUAUACUUUCCCAUUUGUCUUGAAAUCUUGUGCCAGAUCGGGAUUAGCCCCUGAAGGGAGACAGGUUCACGCACAUAUCUUGAAGCGCGGGCUCGACUCCGAUGUCUUCGUCCACAGCUCUCUGAUCAGUAUGUAUGCACAAAAUGGUGACUUGGAAGGAGCACGCUUGGUGUUCGAUAAAAGUUCACACAGAGAUACUGUCUCUUUCACGACUUUGAUGACGGGCUAUGCCUUGAAGGGCUAUAUGGAUGAUGCAAAAAAGCUGUUUGAUGAUAUGCCUCGGAGGGACAUCGUAUCCUGGAAUGCCAUGAUUGCUGGUUUUACGCAGUGUGGUAAAUUUGAUGAAGCAUUAGAAACUUUUAGGAAGAUGCAGAGGAAGAAUGUGUUACCGAAUGAGAGUACAAUUGUUACUGUCCUUGUGGCCUGCGCUCAAUCAGGUCAUAUUGAGCUUGGGAAAUGGGUACACUCCUGGAUUAAGGAUCAAGGGAUGGGUUCGAAUCUCAGGAUCGUUAAUUCCCUCAUUGAUAUGUACUCCAAGAAUGGGGAUCUCGAAAAAGCCCGUUCCAUGUUUGAUGCCAUCCAAGAAAAGGAUGUGAUCUCAUGGAAUGUCAUGAUUGGUGGUUAUAACCACAUGAACCACCACAGAGAAGCCUUGGAGCUCUUUCGAGAAAUGUUACUACAGUCCCACGUGAAGCCCAAUGACGUCACAUUCUUAAAUGUUCUUCCAUCGUGUGCUUGCUUAUGCGCUCUUGACCUAGGCAAAUGGAUUCAUGUAUACGUGGACAAGAACUACAAGAAUUGUACAAGUACGUCCUUGUCUACGAGUUUGAUGGACAUGUAUGCAAAGUGCGGGAACAUAGUUGCAGCUGAACAAGUUUUCCGCAGCAUGGAGCAUAAGAGUUUGGCUUCUUGGAAUGCAAUAUUAUCUGGGUCAGCAAUGCACGGAGAAGUUGAGAGAGCUCUUGAACUUUUUGAUGAGAUGCUGAAUGAAGGAUUUGAACCCGAUGAGAUCACUUUCGUUGGAGUUUUAUCUGCUUGCAGUCAUGCUGGGUUGGUGGAAUUCGGGCGCAAAAAUUUCACUUUGAUGGUAGAUGAAUUCAAGAUCACCCCACAAUUGCACCACUAUGGGUGUAUGAUCAAUCUUCUUGGCCGAGCGGGACUGUUCAGCGAAGCAGAAUCCAUGAUCAGAUCCAUGGAUAUGGAGCCAGAUGAGGCCAUUUGGGGUUCGCUGCUCAAAGCUUGUCGUAUUCAUCGACAGGUUCAGCUAGGUGAAACUGUUGCACAGAAUCUUUUCAAAUUGGAGCCCAGCAACCCUGGGGCUUAUAUUCUUCUAUCCAACAUCUAUGCUGAAGCUGGAAGAUGGGAUGAUGUCGCGAGGAUAAGAACGAGACUGAAUGAUGUGGGAAUGAAGAAAGUCCCUGGUUGUACAUCGAUAGAGGUUAACAGUGUUGUACAUGAAUUUCUUGUUGCGGAUAAAGCCCACCCACAGAGUGAACAGAUAUACAAGAUGCUGGCUGAAAUUGACGGUCUUUUGGAGAGGGCUGGGUUUGAACCUGAUACGACCGAGGUGCUAUACGAUAUCGAUGAAGAGUGGAAAGAAGGUGCACUGAGUCAGCACAGCGAGAGAAUUGCAAUUGCUUUUGGGUUGAUCAGUACAAAACCUGGAACUACCAUCAGGAUCGCUAAGAACCUCCGAGUCUGUCGGAAUUGUCAUUCAGCAACGAAGCUCAUGUCAAAAAUUUUCAAUCGGGAUAUAAUUGCUAGAGACAGGAACAGGUUCCACCAUUUCAGACAUGGUAGUUGCUCCUGCAAGGACUGCUGGUGAGCUAUUGCACUGUAUCGGAAAUGCAUAUGCUUAUUGAAUAGUGAUGGAAGAAGUAUGUACAAAUGUGAAGUUCUGCAUAUAAUAUUUAUUAUGUCCUGUAAUAAGCUUAUUUUUCUAUAAUUAAAGCAAGAGCUUGAAGGGUAUUAAUUA
Molecule: messenger RNA, 2455 nt
Organism: Punica granatum (pomegranate)
Lineage: Eukaryota; Viridiplantae; Streptophyta; Magnoliopsida; Myrtales; Lythraceae
Source: RefSeq, a predicted model, not a curated record